Messenger RNA from Porites evermanni, 3666 nucleotides. Lineage: Eukaryota; Metazoa; Cnidaria; Anthozoa; Scleractinia; Poritidae. The record is from the annotation of a GenBank genome assembly.
AUGACCUCUUUAAACGAAUAUACCGAUGAACAGCUGAACUAUUACAGAAUUUGUUGUGUAACUACUGAUAUACUAGCGGAGGGUCUGAGAGAAAUAUUUAAACAAGAAUGGGACAAACUGUACAAAUCAACAAAAGGAGAAUGGAAAGACGAGCCUCGUAAUGGAAUGGACUUUUAUCACGGAGAGUCUCCUCGAAAUCAAAAAAGAAACGCUCGUCUUUUGGACACUAUGAAAAAUGGAAACAGAGGGGAAUGGGAUUGUACAAUGCUGUUUUACGCUAUCCUUUUCUCUGAUUGCGUUGGGCCACGUCUUAGCGCAAUAGUCAGUAAAAAUGUGGAUGAUCUACGAAAUUUCAGGAAUGAAGAAUUCGCUCACAUGCCACAAGGUAGUCUCCCUGAGAUAGAUUUUCAGAAUGCUAUUAGCAAAGUUGAUGUUGCGUUUCAAGCGCUUAGUCUUCCCACUGUAAAAAUUCAAGACCUAAAAUGUCAGAAAACAUUUCCAACAAAAGAUUUAACAAAGGUCUUGAAAGUAGUUGAUAAUCUGAAACAAGAAGUUCAAGAAAAAGAGAGUCAGCGCCAGGUCCUUGAAAAUCAGCUCCAAAACGAAGCCCCCUUAUUCUGUGUUCUCCCUCCUAAACCUUUGCAUGAAAUCGGUGGUCAUGAAAGGGAAGUAGCAAAAGUAGUCCAACAGCUGAGGGAACUUAAUGAGUCCAGUGACAACAGGUUGAGUUAUCUAUACAUCUCAGGGAAUCCUGGAAGCGGAAAGUCACAACUAGCUGGCCUUGUAGCUGAGAGAUUCUUCGACGACCUCAAAGAAAUGCCAGGUGGGUCAUCAUUUGUAAUGACCUUAAAUGCUGCAAGUCUAGAUUCACUUCUGGAGUCGUAUGCCUCAUUUGCUCGCCAUUUAAAGUGCCCAGACUAUUCAAUUGCGGAAACCCUCAGCUCAAAGGACUCGACCGUCGACGAAAAGAUCACUCGUCUUAAGAUGCUUGUCGCUGUAAAAAUUACUUGUUACACGUCGUGGUUACUGGUGGUUGACAAUGUCACUACCAUGUCAUCUGUGCACGUCCAUUUACCACAGUUUAAUUCAAAGGCUUGGGAAAGAGGCCAUUUGCUGAUUACAACGCAGGACACAACAUCAAUUCCCUCAAAAAGCUCUUUCGUUAAUCACAUCUCAGUAAGCCAAGGUAUGGAGCCCGAUGAUGCCCUUUCAUUAUUGUCCAAACUUUCUGGUACCCCAGAUAGCGAGCUGGUAGGAACAGUAGCACAAAGACUGGAUUACCAGCCCCUUGCUUUGGCAGGCGCUGCCGUCUUUGUUAAAGAGAUUCGGCAGGACAAAGCAUCAACGCAUUUUGGGUGGGAGGAAUACCUAAAGAUCUUAGAAAAGGGCAAAAGACAGAAAACGGAGGAUGCAUUUGUCGACACCAAUCCAAUUUACCCAAAUUCAAUGACCAAAGCAAUAACGUUAGCCGUCGAAACACAGAUGAGAUCCGACAAAGUUCAAAAACACCUUUUCACUUUUCUUGCCCUCUGCGCUCCACGACCAUUGAACGUCGACAUAGCAGUUAGUUACAUCAUGAACGCACAUGAAGAGUUUGAUGAAGCGGACAAAGAAUUAAUUCGCAUGAGAUUAAAAAGAAGCUCACUUCUGCUCUUCCAAGAUGACGAGGGUGGCUGUUUUCUUCGACUUCACCAGGUUGUGCAUGAUGCUAUAAAAACUGUAGUAAAAGAGUAUCCAGAAAGCCAAACCGAUGAGGUCGUUAGUAGGGUCAUUACAUCAUUUAACGAAUUUAUCGUCGCAACUCCACCAGAGAGUAAGCGACCAAACACCAGACACAUCGCUCCACAUUUGAAAGCUUUAACUACAGUAACUGACAAAGUGUUUUUGAGAGAUAAUUUCUCUCAAGUUCAUGAUAAGGAGAUUUCCGAAAAAUGCGAAAACCUUGGAAAUAUUUGUCAAAUGCACUGUGAGUUCAAAGAAGCAAAAACAUAUUUUCAAUAUUCACUCACUUUUAAGCUUCAAGAGCUCGGCCAGGAGCAUGUUGAUGUUGCAACAAAGUACAAUAACUUAGCUUCGAUUUACCAGGAUUUAGGUGACUUUGAGCAAGCCAAGGAAUAUCAGCAACGUGCUCUGGACAUUGACCUGGACAAGCUCGGCCCGGAACAUGUUCAUGUUGCAAGAAGCUAUAGUAACUUAGCUUCGAUUUACAAGGAUUUAGGUGAGUUUGAGCAAGCCAAGGAGUAUCAGCAACGUGCUGUGGUCAUUGACCUGGACAAGCUCGGCCCGGAACAUGUUGAUGUUGCAAGAAGCUAUAAUAACUUAGCUUUGAUUUACACGGGUUUAGGUGACUUUGAGCAAGCCAAGGAGUAUCAGCAACGUGCUCUGGACAUCGAACUGGACAAGCUUGGCCCGGAACAUGUUGAUGUUGCAAGAAGCUAUAAUAACUUAGCUACGAUUUACCAGCAUUUAGGUGACUUUGAGCAAGCCAAGGAAUAUCAGCAACGUGCUCUAUACAUCCAAGUGGACAAGCUCGGCCCGGAACAUGUUGAUGUUGCAAGAAGCUAUAAUAACUUAGCUUCAAUUUACCAGCAUUUAGGUGACUUUGAGCAAGCCAAGGAGUAUCAGCAACGUGCUCUAGACAUCGAACUGGACAAGCUUGGCCCGGAACAUGUUGAUGUUGCAAGAAGCUAUAAUAACUUAGCUACGAUUUACCAGCAUUUAGGUGACUUUGAGCAAGCCAAAGAGUAUCAGCAACGUGCUCCGGACAUUGACCUGGACAAGCUCGGCCCGGAACAUGUUAAUGUUGCAAGAAGCUAUAAUAAUUUAGCUUCAAUUUACCAGGAUUUAGGUGACCUCGAGCAAGCCAAGGAGUAUCAGCAACGUGCUCUAGACAUAAAACUGGACAAGCUUGGCCCGGAACAUGUUAAUUUUGCAACAAGCUAUAGUAACUUAGCUACGAUUUACUACCAUUUAGGUGACUUUGAGCAAGCCAAGGAGUAUCAGCAACGUGCUCUGGACAUCCAAGUGGACAAGCUCGGCCAGGAACAUAUUAAUGUUGCAACAAUGAAUAAUAACUUAGCUUUGAUUUACCAGGAUUUAGGUGACUUUGAGCAAUCCAAGGAGUAUCAGCAACGUGCUCUGGACAUUACCCUGGACAAGCUCGGUCCGGAACAUGUUAAUGUUGCAAGAAGUUAUAAUAACUUAGCUUCGAUUUACCAGGAUCUAGGUGACUUUGAGCAAGCCAAGGAGUAUCAGCAACGUGCUCUGGACAUUAAACUGGACAAGCUCGGCCCGGAACAUGUUAAUGUUGCAAGAAGUUAUAAUAACUUAGCUUCGAUUUACCAUGAUUUAGGUGGCUUUGAGCAAGCCAAAGAGUACCAGCAACGUGCUCUGGACAUUCAGCUGGACAAGCUCGGCCCGGAACAUGUUAGUGUUGCAACAAGCUGCAGUAACUUAGCUUUGAUUUACCAUGAUUUAGGUGACUUUGAGCGAGCCAAGGAGUACCAGCAACGUGCUCUGGACAUUAAAGUGGACAAGCUCGGCCCGGAACAUGUUAAUGUUGCAACAAGCUACUGUAACUUAGCUUUGAUUUACCAUGAUUUAGAUGACUUUGAGCGAGCCAAGGACUACCAGCAACGUGCUCUGGACAUUAGAGCCGACAAGCAC